Molecule: messenger RNA, 1146 nt
Organism: Elgaria multicarinata webbii
Lineage: Eukaryota; Metazoa; Chordata; Lepidosauria; Squamata; Anguidae
Gene: ASPNAT
Product: N-acetyltransferase 8 like
Exons: 3
Coding region: 1-873 (290 amino acids)
Cellular component (GO): mitochondrial membrane
Molecular function (GO): L-aspartate N-acetyltransferase activity
Source: RefSeq, a predicted model, not a curated record
AUGCAUUAUUUGUCUCCCAAAAUGGUUUGUGAGACUAAGAUAGUGGCAGAAGAUCAUGAAUCGUUGUCGGGACCCAAAAAGGAGACAAUCAUCGUGUCUUCCUCUCAGAUGUGGCCCUCGUUAGCAGGCGCGCCUCCGGCUCCCCCGGCUUCCCCGGACGCCCCCCCGGUGAAGGAAGGGGACAAGAGCGAGGGCGUCUGCAUCAGGGCAUUUCACCCUUCCGAGCAAGAAGUGGCGCGACGCAUAUUUUAUGAGGGCAUCAUGGAAAGAAUCCCCAAUACAGCCUUCAGGGGGUUAAAAGACCAGCCCUUGACGCAGCUCACUUACGGGACAAUGGCUGUAAUAUGCUUUGUUGUGACCAAGUCCUUGCUGCUGACCUGCUGUUUACCCAUCUUUCUAAUGGGUAUGAGGUACUACUUCAGUAGAAAAGUUAUCCUCAACUAUCUCGAGUGCGCACUGAAUACGGACAUGUCUGAUAUUGAGCAAUAUUACAUGAAAUCACCAGGUUCCUGCUUCUGGGUUGCAGUGCUGAAUGGCAAUGUCGUGGGCAUCGUAGCAGCAAGAGGCAAUGAGGAAGACAACACAGUGGAGCUUCAUCGCAUGUCUGUCGACUCCAAGUACCGUGGUAAAGGAAUUGCCAAAGCUCUGGGCCGCAAGGUGCUGGAGUUUGCCAUGGUCAAUAACUAUUCAUCUGUUGUUCUGGGAACCACGGCAGUGAAGGUGGCAGCCCACAAAUUGUAUGAGUCUUUAGGAUUCAAGCAUGUGGGUGUUGUUGAACACUACACUCUGCCUGGGAUGACGCAUUCUAUUCUAGAGCGAAUGUUUUUCCAGCUUCGCUAUCACCGCUACUGCCUGCAGCUGCGUGAAGAAUAAAAAAGCCCCCAAUUAAUUUUGUUCCUCCCCAAAAUCUUCCUUGCUAGUGUUUUGUGGGAGUUUUUGCCAUUGUUUAUUUGCAGAUUUCAUUUUAUUUUUGUGCUUCUUCAUUUCAUUUUGUUCAUUUGCUUUGUACAGAUUCCUUGUACAAAUGAAGGGUCCUUCCUUUCUGACAUGCUUGUAGAGUGAUGGUGCUACGCUGGAGGUGCUGCUGGCUGUCCUUGAGGCAUUCAUUUGUUCAGCGGCCAAGGAGGUCAAGAUGGCCGCACACCU